AUGGCGACUAGCCAAAAGGUACAAGCUCUGAGACACUCCACCUUCUCUACACCCCUUAAGAGCGUCCGACACCUCUCAUCACGCUCGCCACCAUCAUCUGCAGCUCCAGCCCUCAUCGAAGUCGAAAACAAAUUUCGCCCCAGCGGAUACCUCAAAGAACUCCUCGGCUUAGCGCCUCCCACUCGUCCUACGAUCUCCUCACUGCUCCUCGGCCCAAAGAUCUACCCCUCUCUAUCAUUCGAAGCUCAGACAGGCAAGCUCAUCAAAGACCAGUACUACGACUCGAACAACAAGCUCUCAUCGCAAGGAAUCUGGUUACGGUACCGUAUGUCCAGAUCCGUGACAGAGAAAGUCACGGAUAUGAAUUGGCGGGACCUCCCUCCGACGGACGAUCCGUCGGCGUUUGCGCGGUGGGAGGCGAAGGUCAAGAUCAGUGGUGAUUAUCAGGACUCGGCGUUCACGGAGGUGGAGGGAGGAGCUGCAGUUUUCGGCAUGCUACCGUCUCGGCGCGACUUCGAUUUUGAGAAGCUUAAUAUGGUGGCUUGGCUCAAUACUUACCGUUCCAGCUGGCGCAUCGCGAGCAAGCUCCUAUCGCAGCAGCAACACGUCGACAUCCCUUCCCAUCCUACCACUGACGAGUCCUUCAUCGUGGUCAUCGACAACAUCGAGCAAGGUCUAAGCCAUCUCUCCGACAAAGGUGCCGGCCGUCCCGACGCUUUUCAUCAUGAAAUCGGCGAGAUCGAACUCACGGCUUCUUUGUCUACGGCUGGUUUGAGUGAUGGGGAGAUCGUGGAGGCAGAGGCUGGAAGGGCUGGGGAGAUGAGGAUGAGGAUUAAGGCGCUCAUGAUGAGGUAUCCGGCUUCGUUCCCGCCGGGUGAUGAGAAGGUCGAUGGGAAGCUUAGUGCUUAUUUGGCUUGGAGGAGGAAGGAAAGACUGGGUGGUUGUUUUGGAGAGGUCUGA
Molecule: messenger RNA, 960 nt
Organism: Recurvomyces mirabilis
Lineage: Eukaryota; Fungi; Ascomycota; Dothideomycetes; Mycosphaerellales; Teratosphaeriaceae
Exons: 1
Coding region: 1-960 (319 amino acids)
Source: RefSeq, a predicted model, not a curated record